Messenger RNA from Echinops telfairi (small Madagascar hedgehog), 1986 nucleotides. RefSeq names its product glutathione peroxidase 6 (gene GPX6). The record is from RefSeq and is a predicted model, not a curated record. Gene Ontology annotation, molecular function: glutathione peroxidase activity. Gene Ontology annotation, biological process: response to oxidative stress. NCBI's taxonomy places the organism in Eukaryota, Metazoa, Chordata, Mammalia, Afrosoricida, Tenrecidae. The transcript has 5 exons.
UCCUAGGACCUCGGAAUGCGAGCCAUGACCCGGCUUUUCUGGGCUUCCUGUCUUUUCCCGUGGCUCCUGGUGGGCUCCAUCCAGCCGAACCCAAACCAGAAGACAAAGACGGAGUGCUAUGAAGGGGUGACAGGCACCAUCUAUGAGUACGGAGCCCUCAUGAUCGAUGAGGAGGAAUAUGUCCCGUUUAAGCAGUACAAGGGCAAGCACCUGCUCUUUGUCAACGUGGCCACCUACUGAGGCCUGACAGCUCAGUAUCCUGAACUGAAUGCACUCCAAGAGGAACUGAAGUCUUCUGGCCUCGUUGUGUUGGGCUUUCCUUGCAACCAAUUUGGAAAACAAGAACCGGGAAAGAACUCGGAGAUCCUUAAUGGACUCAAGUAUGUGCGCCCAGGGGGUGGCUUUGUCCCCAAUUUCCAGCUCUUUGAAAAAGGAGAUGUGAAUGGAGAAAAAGAACAGAAAGUUUAUACUUUCUUAAAGAAUUCCUGCCCUCCUCCCUCUGAGAUUUUGGGUUCAUCAAGUCAACUUUUUUGGGAACCCCUAAAGGUCCAUGACAUCCGCUGGAACUUUGAGAAGUUCCUGGUGGGCCCUGAUGGAGUCCCUGUCAUGCGCUGGUAUCACCGGGCUCCCGUCAGCGCAGUCAGGGCAGACAUCCUUGAGUACCUGAAGCAGUUCGAAGACCAGUAGCAAAAGCCAGAGAGUUGCAACCGGCUUCCACCUGAAGGACUUGCUAGGAAUUCAUUUUACCACACAUGCCUUGUAACUCUGUCUGCAUAUGACCAAACCAUCUUGUACUACCAAAGCACCCAUGUAGGUGUUUGAAGAAUUAAGGGUGGGAAACAUAUUUCCCCAACUCUCUCUUCACAAAUUAUCCAUCUUUCUUUUGACCUCUUCCAAAAGACAGUCCUCCUUUGAGGUGGAUGACUCAGAUCGCCCGCUCCCACGCCCACCCCAACUGAAACAAACGGCUGUCAUAGUGCCCAAUGCAACUCAUGCCGGACUACACGACAGGGCAGAACUGCUCCAUGGAGUCCCAAGUCUGUAACUCAUCACUGGAGCUGGCGGCUACCUCCUCCCAGCACAGAGCAGCUGGUGGGUCCAAACCACCGAGCACUUUUCAGACGACCGCAUGAUUCCACAAAGGCCAGACUCAGACAGCUGACGUCUAUCCUUACCCCAUCCUGAAGGCUUACAGGAAACAGGAGCUGGUAGCAAGAUGGUCUAGGUCGGCUUCAUAGAAAUUAGUCAUGCACUGUGACGCUCCUCUUUUCUCUUCAUCCCCGAUACCCAGCAGUCCUCCUAUAGAACCUCUGAAGGCAGAGUGAGAGCAGAAACCUCACCUCACAUGAAUGGAGGGGCAUAUCCAUGAUGGUGGGUCCCAAAGCCUCUCUAGGUCGGACCCUAUCAGAAUCUUCCCUGGUGCCUGUCCCUUAGUGCAUUCAGGUCAUGGCACCUAGGCAGGGAUGUCCCUUUACUCUGGAUGGUGGGCUGUCUCCUCUCACCCUGGAUCUCUCCAACUUUGGAGCCAGUCUUAUCACUGUCUCAAAUAAUAAUACACCUGCCACAGCUGGGAGCAGUGUGCUGUUUUCCUAACCCCAUGUUAACACCUGGAGUCAUACUCCUUCUGCUUUUGCUUUGUCCUUCAUCUCUUGACCACGUAACUUAGUCAGUUUUCAUUUUGUCGUUCUCAAAAGAUCUUUAGUGUCCUAUUUCGUCCACUCAAAAGCAGUAGCCAGUAUCACUGGCUGGGCCUGGGUGCUCAUAGCACUGCUGGGACAGUGAGUACAGACCUCUUAGAAUUAAGACCCAUCUAUAACUUCUCACGCGGGUCUCCUGAAAUGGCUCUACAGGAGGAGAAUCCUUAGCUCUGAAAGGAUCUUCUUAUUCUCAACAAAAGCACACAUCUCUGUUUAUUAAAUUAAUUAAUCCUUACUGCUAAAAUCAGAAAACACACAAAGCUAGAAACAUUUAAAAAUAAUUUCCUUA